This is a messenger RNA of Hypoxylon trugodes, 3981 nucleotides long. RefSeq lists its product as uncharacterized. Gene Ontology annotation, molecular function: phosphomevalonate kinase activity; FAD binding. Gene Ontology annotation, cellular component: cytoplasm. The transcript has a single exon. NCBI's taxonomy places the organism in Eukaryota, Fungi, Ascomycota, Sordariomycetes, Xylariales, Hypoxylaceae. The coding region runs from base 550 to 3966 and encodes 1138 amino acids. Gene Ontology annotation, biological process: cholesterol biosynthetic process. The record is from RefSeq and is a predicted model, not a curated record.
AUCGUUAUAAUGGUGCUUCCCAUAAUAUCCUUUAUAUUGGGUCUCGAUGAAAGAUGAUUCUAGGCCUCUAUUGCUUAAUCUUGUGCCGUGUAUGGCAUUGCGACGUGUCUCAAAUCGCCCAAUGGAUAGGAAAUGAUAGAAUGCAGGCCUGUGGUGAGGCUUGUUUGUGUUUGUAGGGAAAAGUAACUAACGGUUGCUGCAUGUAUUCAUUCCUGCAAAUACUCUUUGACUAUAUUAGACACCAUUGGUGAAAUAAAAAAGGUCGGACGCCGGCAGCUUUGGGGCAAGCAGAAAGCGGCGUUGAGUAUGUGUUGCGUUUGCCUGGUAGCCUGUCCGACACUGACCCCUCAUAUAAAUUGAAGUCAAGCAAUCCAAACUCUUGGUUGAACACCAGUACCAAUAUAAUCGCAAUAAAACACAUGGCAAUACGAGCCGUUAGAUUUCCAAAGUAAGGAAACUUAGAAAAUACCUGUACACUUGUGCAGUUCUUGGUUUGGCAUCAACCACUGCGGUCAUCUUCACUACAAGACAGUAAUCAUACUGGACGAUAUGGCAAGCAUCAAUUCGCUCAAACAGGCUCUUAAGGAAAAAGCUAUGGAGACGGCUUCAUCCUGGAGGCAACCGUUAUCUGACGCACAAUACGACGCGGGUUUCAAGAUUCUAUUGAAAGGCUCAGGAUGGGCAACUUACCAAGAUUUUAUCAUUCCCCAACUAUCUCAACUAUUAACUCCUCUCUUCAACCUGCGUACUGGUAUUUCGGUGUUAGAAAUUGGCCCUGGUUCGAAGAGCGUACUUGGAUAUCUACCCGGCCACCUGAGACGGGCAAUCAGCGAAUACGUUGCGUUUGAACCAAACGGCACGUUCGCGACGGCCUUGGAAGAAUGGCUUGGACCUCACACAGAGAUAGAGCUUCCACUACCGCGCCUAGAAAGCCCUGCCGAAAUUCACCGAGAACCGUUUAUUUUAGAUAUGGGUGCCGAUACCAGUGGCAACGAUAAGAAAUAUGAUGUCGUACUUUUCUGCCACAGCAUGUACGGCAUGAAACCCCAACACGAAUACAUUGAACAGGCGCUGAAAAUGCUCGUCGAGCAGCCAGAGGGUGGAAUGGUAAUAGUUUUCCAACGCGAGGGGACCUUGGACCUCGACGAGUUGGUGUGUCAUCGAGCGGCUUCUUUCCCUACGGGAACGGUUAGCGUGGCGGAUGACGAUGAGACAAUUGAUCAUUUUGCUGCUUUUUUUGCGGGCUCUUCUAUACAAGAUAUUCACGCUGAUCAAGCUCUCUUAAUCGAGUGGCGCAAGGUAUGUCGCGAUUUAGGCAGUCACGAGCAAGCCCACGCGAACCAUCUCCUAUUCAGCUCGCCUGACGUAAUGGUGGCCUUUACUCAACACGCCACGGCAUUGAAUGAACUGAUAGAGGUUGUGCCGGAGAAGUGGGGUAGGACAGUUAAAAAUCGGGAGGCCAACCUUCACUGUCCUGCCUCGAUUAUACGACCUACGGAGAUUCUACAUUUCCAGCACUGCGUCCGAUGGGCUGUGAAGCACAGAGUUGGUCUGACCGUUAUAGGAGGUGGACACAGUGGCCACUGUCUCUGGCCCGGCACGAUAGCGAUUGACAUGAGCGCCUUUGACCAAGUACAUGUUAUUGCGGCCGACGGAGAAGAGGAAGGACAUGUAACUUCCAAUUACCUAAUCGUCGCUGAAUCCGGUUGCACGACGGGAGACAUCAUCCGUAAGACUAUGGAAGUUGGUCUGACGGUGCCUCUUGGGGCUCGUCCAAGUGUGGGUGCGGGAUUAUGGUUACAAGGCGGAAUUGGGCACCUGAGUCGGCAAUACGGACUGGCAUGCGAUUCUAUCAUCGGCGUCGUCAUGGUAAACGUUGAUUCUGGCCAAUUGCUCUAUGCAGGUGACGUACCAUCGCAGCACCAGCGUGGCGCUGUGCGCGCAGAAAACGAAACCGAAUUGUUAUGGGCAAUAAAAGGUGCCGGCACCAACUUUGGAAUCGUUGUUAGCGUGACAUUCAAAUCCUACAGAGCCCCAGCCUAUGUGGUUCGAAACUGGGGUUUCUCGCUGAGCGAUAAAUAUGAAGCGCGGCGUAGGUUUAACCAAUUUGAUAAACUCGUUAGUAGAGAACUCCCACGAAACUGUUCGGUAGACGCAUAUAUGUAUGGGGAUGGCGGCCAGCUACAUUUUGGUAUAACUACGAUCGAAUCUUGGGUAACUACUCUUCCUGUCGAGGGAAUGACUCCCGACGAGGCUGUCGAUACAGUUUUGGGGAAGUGGGACAGCGAAAAGUGUGUAGAUGGCGUUGGUUUGUUCGAGACGGAGAUGUACAUAUCUGCUAUGCAUGGUGGGCAUGGUGGUGGCAAGACUUCCUCUUUUAAGCGAUGUCUAUUUUUUAAUAGCAUCCAGACAACGAACAUUGACGACAUAUUCAUACUGGCCGUUGAAACUCGUCCGACACCUCUUUGCUACCUGCAUUUCUUACCAGGUGGCGGAGCAGUGCGCGAUGCUAAGGACGAUGCCACUGCUUUCGGAUGCCGAGACUGGGACUUUGCCUGUGUAAUAACCGGAGUCUGGCCCCGCGAUCGAGAUGAAACCGAAACCGCCCGAGCCGCCGUGCAGUGGGUUUACAAGACCGCCGGGGACUUGCUACCUUUCAGCAUCGGAGUUUACGGCGCUGACCUUGGACCCGACCCCCGAGAUGCCACUUUUGCUACUAAAGCAUUCUGGUGUAACCUACCACGCAUAGCCGAUCUUAAAAGCAAACUGGAUCCGUUCAAUGUGCUAGCAUACGCCUGCCCGGUCCAAUAUCCGCCGAUAGACCCGCUACUCGUCAUACUUGUUACAGGCGAAAGUUGUGUGGGUAAGGAUUAUUGCGCAGAAAUUUGGGCCUCUAUGUUCGCCAACCUCCGUGUACCACCUAAGAGAGCGUAUACGGCUAGAAUCAGCGACGUGACUAAGCGAGAAUACGCCACAAAGACCGGCGCCGAUUUCAGUCGCCUGCUUGUAGAUCGCGCCUAUAAGGAAGAACACCGACCAGCAUUGGGGGUGUUUUUCCAGGAGCAGGUGCAAAAGCGGCGUUGUCUGCCGGAAAAACAUUUCCUGGAUGUGGUGCGUACCGCCGGCUUAUUGGAUGUGCUACUAAUCACCGGGAUGAGAGAGGAGGCUCCCGUUGCAACUUUUUCGUAUUUGGUGCCGGGUACAAAGUUAGUCGAAAUCCGUGUAGAAACUAGCGAUAAAACACGGCGUCUUCGCGGGGGAGGUCAAGGCGAUGGUAGUGAAAAGGCCUUGGACUACCGUCCUGAUUUCAUUUUCAAUAAUGACACAACCGGAAACGAGGGAGUUGAACAGUUCUUCAAGAAGUAUAUGGCUCCUCUCGUCGAUGUAGACUUGCUUGAUCUAGCCGAUAUGGUGCUCAAGGUGCCGGAUUUUCCUCAACCGGGUACCUGGUUUCGCCAUGUGCUCAACAUCUCGCAGUCUUCUGGGCUGAAUCUGUGCACGUCUCUACUUGAAACUCAAUUUACCGGCAAUUGGGUCGAUGUUGCUGCGAUAGUGAGUUGCGAGGCAGGCGGCUUUCUCUUUGCUGCGCCAUUGUCUAUACAAGUUGAUGUGCGCAUGACUCUCAUCCGCGACGCUGGGAAGUUGCCCCCUCCUGUUAUAUCCGUCGCCAAGUGCCCAUCUUAUGUGUCGGCUUCUUCAGCAUCCAACCAGCCGAACAAGAGGAUCGAAAUGCGGCCGGACCUCAUCACGAAAGAUGCACCAGUGGUGGUGGUAGACGAUGUGCUCUCGUCGGGGGAGACGAUUUACGCGAUGCUACAGCUAUUAAAGAAGGCUGGCGUCAGUCCCGGGAAUGUUACUGUUAUGGUGGUAGCUGAAUUCCCAGCUCAUUGCGCCCGGGCGAUGCUACGACAACGUGGAUUUGGACGAGUCAAGAUUCAGAGUCUGUUCGCCUAUCCUGGUAAAUAAGAAGGUGAAAAGAAG